CCGAAUAUUAUCUGCAAACACCGUUAUUUAAUCAUUUAACAUCUUUGUACAUAUUCGUAGACUACAAAGCGGGGGACAGCGGCAGAAACGGGUUGUGAUCAACCCCCGGCCAAUCAGCAGCAUCGGGGGCGUAGCCGGCGAGACGCCUCCUCUCUAUAUAAAGGGGGACGCGUCGCAGUCGCGUCCUGUCUGUGUGCGAGUGGAGGCGGGUGAGGGGCUGCAGCGAUGGGGAACACGGUGGCUCGGGAGGACUUUGAGUGGGUUUACACGGACCAGCCCCACGCCGAUCGCCGCAAGGCGAUCCUAGCUAAACAUCCAGAAAUAAAAGCUUUAAUGAAGCCAGACAGCAACUUGAUAUGGGUGGUUGUACUGAUGGUUCUUGCACAGUUGAUUGCGUUUUAUCUAGUUAAAGACUUGGACUGGAAAUGGGUUAUGUUCUGGGCUUACGUUUUUGGCAGCUGCAUCAGUCACUCAAUGACUCUGGCUAUUCAUGAGAUCUCUCACAAUAGUGCCUUUGGCAAUUGCAGAGCUAUGUCGAAUAGGUGGUUUGGAAUAUUUGCCAAUCUCCCUCUUGGCCUCCCAUACUCUAUAUCUUUCAAGAGAUACCACAUGGAUCAUCAUCGCUAUCUAGGAGGUGAUGGAAUUGAUGUGGACAUUCCUACUGACUUUGAAGGCUGGUUUUUCUGUACUCGUUUUAGGAAGUUCAUAUGGAUUGUUCUUCAGCCCUUUUUCUAUGCUAUUCGACCUCUCUGCAUCAAUCCCAAGCCAAUUUCUCGAUUGGAAAUCAUCAACGUGUUGGUGCAGCUCUCUUUUGAUGUUCUAAUAUACUACUACUUGGGAAUUAAAUCAACCUUCUACAUGAUUGCAGGAUCAAUACUUGGACUGGGGUUGCACCCAAUUUCAGGACACUUCAUAGCUGAACAUUACAUGUUCUUAAAGGGACAUGAGACUUACUCCUAUUAUGGGCCACUUAAUUUGCUCACUUUUAAUGUUGGCUAUCACAAUGAACACCAUGACUUUCCCAAUAUUCCUGGCAAGAACCUUCCAUUGGUGAAGAAAAUAGCAGCUGAAUACUAUGAUGAUCUUCCACAAUAUAACUCCUGGAUAAAAGUGCUUUAUGACUUUGUGAUGGAUGACACAAUCAGCCCUUACUCACGCAUGAAAAGGAAAUUAAAGGGUGAUGUGAAACAGGAUUAAACUUCACCAACCAAAAGACUCUACAAAGCAAGAUCUGGGAUAUUUAACAAGAAUUCCUUGUACCAGCUACUUGAAAAGUGUUUGUAUCCUGAAUUAUUAAACUUCAGACAUCUACAAGAAUGCAUUGAUGUAUCCUAAAACAGACCUCUUCAGACCAAUUAGACUACCACUAGCUAAACAUUCUAAGUCAUUGGUGUAACUAAUAUACAAAACACGAUUGAAUAUGCUCAGUGUAUGUGUAUAAUAGUACUUAAGUUUGUUUUAUAUUAUUUCACAGCUGCUAACAAAUCUUGUACUCAGACACCUGUUUCUGGCUUGUCAGUUUAGACUUAUAAAAGAUGCUUCAAACUAUUUAUAGUUCUGGCUUGUCCUGUACUGCCCAUUCCAUGCUCAAACUUAGUCAAUUUUAGUAUUAAAGUUCAUACUUGAUAAAGUUAAUUCUAAGCUAACAUGAUUAACUUAAGUCUUGUUUCAACUUAUUUCUGUCUCUGAACUUCUUUGGUGGUGGGCAGUAAGGGAGAAACUAAACCUCUAAACAGCAGUUAAUAUUGAGUGAAUCUGCCUUGAUGGCUAGUUCACUGGUGAACCAAAGCAGUGACAGAGCCAGGUUGUUAUCAACAGUGACUAUCUCACUACCCCUAGUAUUGAAAACUACUUCAUGAGGCUGCUGCUUUUUACUAACCACUCUUACUGGUACUGGGGACUAAAUUAGUGACUAUUCUGCCACUAUUUUUCUAAUAGCUAUAUGCCCAGGAAAUUAGUCAAAUAAUCUGAAGACAAGUGUGUUUAGACCCUGGUGCAAAAACCUCUACUAGCCUGGUAUGGCUGAGUGGGCUUGUUUAGCUUUUAAUAAAGCCACAUUGAGUGGGUUUUGUUUUAAUGCCAGUCAGAUGUACACAUACAUCUAUGUAAUGAAGAGGCAAUUUGGGAAAACACACUAGGCACCUCAGUCCUAGUUUAGGCUCUACUAUGAACCCUGUUGGCACCUAACCAGUUAGGAACUUGUACCUUGAAUGAGUUUAGGUUUCUGCCUGUGGGCAUGUGCACUACUGUCUUAAGCCCUAAACUGAUUCACAAAGCAGGGGAAAAGAGGUUUUGUCUGCCUCCAGUGUGUGCAGGCCCCAGUCCACUAGAUGUUGAGAGACCACCUACUGUAUUGUUGGUAAUGAUGGUGCUGCCUUUCUAUCUUCACCCCAUUACCAUAAACAUUUAGGUUCCUCAGCUGCCUCUAAACAGCUGGUUCCCAUGUGGAUUGCUAAAAUGAGGUAGCCUGGAUGUAGUGUCCCUCUCAGAGAGGGACACGAUGUCAUUAGCAUCUCCUAGGGGUUAGUUAAGUGCUCCUGCCUAGUGUACUGGUUUUUGUGGAUUGCAUUCUAAGAUGCCUAUCUAUUCCCCAUUCAUUGUAGGCAGCCUAGGGGCUUAACUCAGCUUUGGCAAUUAGUGUUCCUGUGAUUGUUUAGGCAUCUGACAGUAGGUGCUGUGAUGCUCAGCAUUGCAAUGCCUGGAUCCAUUCAUGGAUCCUACCCUUACGGCUGCCCUUACAAUUGACAGAUCUUAUGACCACUACUGAUUCCACCUUGAAAAUAAUUGCAGAUAACUGGAAAAUAUAUCACCUGAGGUAUGCAGAUGGCUAGGUGCUUCCUGAAUGGGGAAAUAGUUAUUGUAACCAGUUUUGUCAUUUGUGCACAUUUAAUGGUGUAGUUAAAAUGAAUUAAAAACCAAAUUGCAUUAACACAAACAAACCUUUCCUAUAUAGUGUAGGUUACUAUCUUCCUGUUCUCCAGCCAUACUUCCAAGUAGUGGGCUCUGUACAGUUCUGCAUCUUCUCAGCCUGCCUUGAUUGUUUGUGUUUCCCUAUCUCCAAAAAUGCAGAAUCUUAAACACUUUCUGUGAAGAACAAUUGAUCAACAGAAAAUUAUGCCGAUGCCCCUUCUGCCAUUUUAGUGAUCUUUUUAUAGGGCCAGAUUUCUAAAGGUGCCAAUAGGGCCUUUUCAAAAGUGCUUAUAUGCAUCUUUAAAAAUCUGACCCAAAACAGCAGUCCCAACCUGGUGUGUCAUAACAGCUGGAGCCAAACUUUUAGCCUUCAUUAAGUGGUGGUCUGUGCAAGGGAGGCUGAAAGACCAUUCUGGCCUAUGUUUCCAUUCUUUAGUUGCCCUUCUUGAGCCACUUUAAAAGGGCCUGAUUGCAAGGGGAGUAGAUGCUUAUUUUCUGAAUAUUGGCCUUGUGGUUCUGGGUGUCUAACUUGAGUCACUUUUGAAAAUGUAGGCCCUGGCUGGAUCUGAUUAAUUCAUAAAUAUCAGUGGUUUAAAUUUACAGCCUCCCUACAAAAGGUUAAGUAUUUACAAAUAAUUAACUCAUUUGGGGCCUAUCACAAAAUAGCUGGCUUACUGUACCAUGUAACUAGUUGCAUUUUUUUGGUCAACUAUGCUUCCUUUAUGUCAGUAUAAUCAGCACUUGAAGGUAAACCUAUAAAUAAAUGCUUUUGGAUAACACUGGAAAA
This is a messenger RNA of Mauremys mutica (yellowpond turtle), 3697 nucleotides long. It is a transcript of the gene DEGS1, whose product is annotated as delta 4-desaturase, sphingolipid 1. The transcript has 3 exons. The coding region runs from base 226 to 1197 and encodes 323 amino acids. Gene Ontology annotation, molecular function: sphingolipid delta-4 desaturase activity. Gene Ontology annotation, cellular component: membrane. NCBI's taxonomy places the organism in Eukaryota, Metazoa, Chordata, Testudines, Geoemydidae. The record is from RefSeq and is a predicted model, not a curated record. Gene Ontology annotation, biological process: ceramide biosynthetic process.